UGUUAGAGUUAGAGGGUUUAGUCACACUCUCAUUCUCGUUUGUGUUUUUGAUUGGCGGAGAAUUGGUGAUAGAUAAGCUUCUUCUUCCCUCUUCUCAACUUGGUGGAUCUGUCAUCGAUGGCCUCUUUGAUGCUCAACGGGGCCAUUACCUUCCCCAAAGGUUUAGGUUCCCCUGGUUCCAAUUUGCAUGCCAGAUCGAUUCCUCGGCCGACCUUACUCUCAGUUACCCGAACCUCCACACCUAGACUCUCGGUGGCUACUAGAUGCAGCAGCAGCAGCGUGUCGUCUUCCCGGCCAUCGGCGCAACCUAGGUUCAUUCAGCACAAGAAGGAGGCUUACUGGUUCUACAGGUUCUUAUCCAUCGUAUACGACCAUGUCAUCAAUCCUGGGCAUUGGACCGAGGAUAUGAGAGACGACGCUCUUGAGCCAGCGGAUCUCAGCCAUCCGGACAUGCGAGUGGUCGAUGUCGGCGGCGGAACUGGUUUCACUACUCUGGGCAUAGUCAAGACAGUGAAGGCCAAGAAUGUGACCAUUCUGGACCAGUCGCCACAUCAGCUGGCCAAAGCAAAGCAAAAGGAGCCGUUGAAAGAAUGCAAGAUCGUCGAGGGAGAUGCUGAGGAUCUUCCUUUUCCAACCGAUUAUGCUGACAGAUACGUUUCUGCUGGAAGCAUUGAGUACUGGCCGGACCCGCAGAGGGGAAUAAGGGAAGCGUACAGGGUUCUCAAGAUCGGUGGCAAAGCGUGUCUCAUCGGCCCUGUCUACCCAACCUUCUGGCUCUCUCGCUUCUUUUCUGAUGUCUGGAUGCUCUUCCCCAAGGAGGAAGAGUACAUUGAGUGGUUCAAGAAUGCCGGUUUCAAGGACGUUCAGCUCAAGAGGAUUGGCCCCAAGUGGUACCGUGGUGUUCGCAGGCACGGCCUUAUCAUGGGAUGUUCUGUCACUGGUGUUAAACCUGCCUCCGGUGACUCUCCUCUCCAGCUUGGUCCAAAGGAAGAGGACGUAGAGAAGCCUGUCAACAACCCCUUCUCCUUCUUGGGACGCUUCCUCCUGGGAACUCUAGCAGCUGCCUGGUUUGUGUUAAUCCCUAUCUACAUGUGGAUCAAGGAUCAGAUCGUUCCCAAAGACCAACCCAUCUGAUCCUUCUCUUCUAGGACAUGAUCAUUGUAUCAUUGUAAACCCCUCUUGUGGUAAAGAAAGAUUCGAGUCCUAUCUAUGAACAUGCGGAAUAUCAUUAACCUUCUUUCUUUACAUGUAUUACUAGAUUUUCAUGUUGAGAUAUCUAUGCUACUUGUUCGAUAAAUUUUCUACAAACUUCGAUUCCCAAACUCAAUUCUGCCAACAUAUAUCAGUCUCAAUUUGAUCAA
This is a messenger RNA of Arabidopsis thaliana (thale cress), 1361 nucleotides long. It is a transcript of the gene APG1, whose product is annotated as S-adenosyl-L-methionine-dependent methyltransferases superfamily protein. The record is from RefSeq and is marked reviewed. Gene Ontology annotation, cellular component: chloroplast inner membrane. The coding region runs from base 118 to 1134 and encodes 338 amino acids. Gene Ontology annotation, biological process: vitamin E biosynthetic process. Lineage: Eukaryota; Viridiplantae; Streptophyta; Magnoliopsida; Brassicales; Brassicaceae. The transcript is spliced from 3 exons. Gene Ontology annotation, molecular function: S-adenosylmethionine-dependent methyltransferase activity; 2-methyl-6-geranylgeranyl-1,4-benzoquinol methyltransferase activity; 2-methyl-6-solanyl-1,4-benzoquinone methyltransferase activity.